CGAGUUGUUCCCACCCCGCAUCACCAUGGAAGAAAAGCCUACUUGAUCUUCUUCUUAUCUAUAUAUCUUAAAUUAUAUUAUGCUACUUGAUAUAUCAAUCGUUGUACAGUACGUAUCAGCUUAUAUACUCAUAUAUUUAUAACUCCAACUUUAUGAUUGAUCAGGAAUUGUAGGAAUAGGAAUAACCACCAUGAACCAAGACGAACAACAACAGAAACUUGACCACUUGAAAGGCCAAAACAGGCUUCCGAAAUUCGCUAUCCCUCAUCGUUACGACUUAACUCUUAAACCAAAUCUUGAACUAUGCACCUUCUCAGGCUCUGUAGUUGUUCAUGUAUCUAUCUUAGAUUCCACACAGUUUCUCGUCUUGAAUUCGAUAGAUCUUAUUAUUCAAGAAACGUCUUUCACUGACUCCAAGAACCGUAAAGUGGUUCCUAGUGAAGUUUUGGUGGAGAGUGAUGAUGAGAUACUUGUGUUGGCUUUCGACGAGGCUCUUAGUGUGGGAGACGGCGUUUUGGCGAUCAACUUUAAUGGACUUCUUAAUCAGCAUAUGAAGGGUUUCUACAAAGGGACUUACGUUGACGGAGGAGUAAAAAAGAAUAUGGCAGUGACUCAAUUUGAACCUGCUGAUGCACGCAGAUGUUUUCCAUGCUGGGAUGAGCCCGCCCUUAAGGCCACGUUCAGAAUAACAGUUGGCAAUGUACCAUCAGAGUUGACUGCAUUAUCCAAUAUGCCCGUCUCCGAGGAGUCGUUGGAUGCUGAGUUUAAGACAGUUUGCUUUGAGGAAUCCCCAAUUAUGUCAACUUACUUGGUGGCUAUAGUGGUUGGUUUGUUUGAUUACAUUGAAGAAAUGACACAUGAUGGAAUCAAGGUUCGCGCAUACUGUCCUGUUGGUAAGAGUGAGAAGGGAAGGUUAGCUUUAAGUAUAUCAGUCAAAUCAAUCGAACUCUAUACAAAGUAUUUCGCGAUGCCUUACGCACUUCCCAAGCUAGAUAUGGUUGCUGUUCCUGAUUUCCCGGGGGCUAUGGAGAAUUAUGGGCUGAUCACCUUUUGUGAAUCUGAGAUGCUCCACGAUGAUUUGCAUUCAGCGGCAGCUAACACACAAAGACUUUCAAUAGUUGUAACACAUGAAGUUGCGCAUCAAUGGUUUGGGAACUUGGUAACAUUGGAAUGGUGGACCCAUCUAUGGCUCAAAGAAGGUUUUGCAACAUGGGUAAGCUAUUUAGCAACUGAUAACUUAUUUCCCGAAUGGAGAAUUUGGAGACAGUUCCUUGAAAAGACUGCUGGCGGUCUCCGGUUAGAUUCAUUGGAGCAGUCACACCCAAUCGAGGUAGAAGUAGGCAAUGCUAGCUCGGUGCUGGAAGUGUUUGAUGCAAUAAGCUACAACAAAGGAUCCUGUCUUGUUCGUAUGCUAAACGAGUAUCUUGGUGCUGACAUUUUUCAGAAAUCACUGAGGUCUUACAUCAAAAAGUACGCAAACAAAAGCACAAGGACAGAGGAUUUAUUGAGCGUUCUUUCAGAGGAGUCCGGUGUUGAAGUAAACAAACUUAUGGAUAUAUGGACCAAGCAAACUGGGUUUCCUCUUAUAUAUGUUAAACUUGAAGAUUCCACUUUGGAGUUUGAGCAGACUCGGUUUAUGUCAUUAGGACUGCAAGGUGAAGGUCAAUGGAUAGUUCCAAUAACUUUAUCAGUGGGAUCAUACAGAAACAGCAAAAACUUUUUUUUGGAAACGAAGAUGGGAAAAUUGGAUGUUUCGGACCUUUAUCAUUCUUAUCCCUCAAGCUCACACUCAAAUGGCAAUACGAAUCAAGAAGUGGCUGAGAAAUUGUGGGUCAAAGUGAAUGUUGGGCACACUGGCUUUUAUAGGGUUAACUAUGAUAGUGUACUCACGUCUAGAUUGAGGAAAGCCAUAGAAGACAAAUGUUUGUCACCUGAAGAUAGAUUUGGCAUAUUGGAUGAUACGUAUGCCCUCUGUGAGGCUGGUGAAGAGUCAAUAUUGUCUCUUAUUUCCCUGAUAGAUCUGUAUAGAGAGGAUCUUGAUUACCUAGUGUUAUCAAGACUUAUCAGCGCUUGUUAUAAUACUUCAAAGAUAUUGAAAGAUGCUAUAUAUGAUCCUUGGAAUCAUAUGAACCAGUUCUUUAUCGAUCUCAUUUUAUCACCCGCGGAGAAAUUAGGCCUGGAACCUGUAUUAGGGGAAAGCCAUUUAAAUACGAUGUUGAGGGAAGAAGUUUAUAUGGCCUUGGCUACUUUUGGCCAUAAAGAGACCCAUGAAGAACUAAAGAAGCGAUUUCAUAAAUAUGCAAAUGAUAAAAACACAUCAGUGUUUCCAGUUGAUAUCAGAAAGGCUGCUUACAUUUCUAUUAUGAGAACUUCAAGUGCUCUUGAUAGACACGAGGUCGAUUCCCUACUAAAGCUAUAUAGAGAAGUCGAUGCAGUUCAAGAAAAACAAAGAAUUCUGAGUUGUAUAGCUUCUUCUCCUGACCCAGAUUUAGUCAUAGAGGUUUUGAACCUCAUGUUUACAGAUGAGAUUCGGGAACAAGACAGGGGAUUUGUAACUGCUAGAAUAAGCUUGGAAGGCCGAGAAACAGCAUGGAUAUGGUUAAAGGAGAACUGGGAUGUGAUAAUAAAACGGUGGGGUCAAGGGAUGAUGUUUCCUCAUUUCGUUAGACAUAUCGUGACAGCGUUUAGCAGCCAUGAUAUGGCAGAAGAGGUGGAAGACUUUUUCAGCAGCUGUGUGACUCCUUCAUUUGCCAUGAAUUUGAAGCAAAGCAUUGAACAGAUCCGAAUAAAAGCCAAAUGGAUUGAAAAAGUUAAGCAAGAGCAACCCCUUAUACCUAAAUUAGCAAGAGGAUUGACCAGAAAUCCAAUGAGCACAUAGCAACAAUACCCAAACCAUCGGUUUCAAUUCCUGCACCUCUUCUUGGCUACAGGGUAUACCAUAUAUAUUGGUUCAUUACGUAAGGGUGUGCUGUGGUCACUGAGUCUAAUUAGUUGAAUCAGUUAGCGUAUACUCAGUUGGCGCAAGUUGUUUUGAGUUAAGUCUCAUAUAGAGACACAAGAAGUACAUUACAAUGGGGGCAACGAAUAUUUAGUUACAUAUACAUGCAAGUCAAUGUAUUUUGCACAAAAAAUGUGACUCUUUGUGUCUAGUAAUAAAAAGAUUGGUAAGUUUAAGAGUAA
Messenger RNA from Erigeron canadensis, 3180 nucleotides. Its product is annotated as aminopeptidase M1-like. Gene Ontology annotation, molecular function: zinc ion binding; peptide binding; metalloaminopeptidase activity. Lineage: Eukaryota; Viridiplantae; Streptophyta; Magnoliopsida; Asterales; Asteraceae. The record is from RefSeq and is a predicted model, not a curated record. Gene Ontology annotation, biological process: proteolysis; peptide catabolic process. Gene Ontology annotation, cellular component: cytoplasm. The coding region runs from base 191 to 2878 and encodes 895 amino acids. The transcript has 19 exons.